AUGUCGACGGCGCUGCUCGCGUCGUGCCUCUCAGCGGCCGGGAGGGUGACCGACGGCGGCAUGGCGCGAAGGAAGAAGGAUGAGGCAGCGUUGGCGGCGGAGGAGGAGGCGGAGUUGGCGGCGGCGCUCGAGGAGAGCACGAGGCUGGAGGAGGAGAGGCGGGCGCCCGACGAGCAGGCGUCGUGCUCUUUGGCUGCAGAGAGGCCGCCUUCGGGGGAGGAGGAGGAGGAGCCACCAGCCGACUUCAUCUGCCCGAUCACGACCGAGGUCAUGAGCGACCCGGUGAUGGCGGCCGAUGGGCAUGCUUACGAGCGGUCGGCGAUCGAGCGCUGGCUCGCGACCAAGUCGACGAGCCCGAUGACAGGCGAAGAGCUUGGCAACACAGGUCUCUUCCCCAGCCACAUCCUGCGCCGGAUGAUCCGAGAGUGGCAGGGGGCGCAGUGA
This is a messenger RNA of Emiliania huxleyi CCMP1516, 444 nucleotides long. RefSeq lists its product as hypothetical. The coding region runs from base 1 to 444 and encodes 147 amino acids. Gene Ontology annotation, molecular function: ubiquitin-protein transferase activity. NCBI's taxonomy places the organism in Eukaryota, Haptophyta, Isochrysidales, Noelaerhabdaceae. Gene Ontology annotation, biological process: protein ubiquitination. The record is from RefSeq and is a predicted model, not a curated record. The transcript has 3 exons.